GCUCUUUGGCAGUUCACGGUGUUUUUGGGUUUUUGACUUUUUGAUUCAUCAGGAUAAAUUGUGUUAUUGUUUUGCUUUAAUUGUAUUUUUUGUUAUUUCUGAGUUGUAGCAUAUAAGCAGAAGCAACAAUAAUUUAUUUUUUAACACCUUUCUUUAUAGCAGUGACUCAAAUGUAGGACACCUGCUCUGACAAACAGCAUAUUUUUAAUUUUUUGUAGUAACUGGCUUCUGUUGCUUGGAGAAAUAUAGCCCAAAUAAAACUACAUAUAUUACAUUGCUGGUUAACCCCAGUCUUUGGAAAAAAGGGGGGUAUAUAUCUUGUGGUAUUUUGCUGUUGCUGUUGUAUUUUCAUAUAUAUUAUAUAUUUUUGUUAUUUUUUAUGAUUUUUUAAACUAUGAAGCAUUUGCAAUUUGUGCUCGUCCUGGCCAUCGCGGUCAACGUGUGGGAAUGUGGGGACGCAAAAUUCGGCGAGAGGGGCGAAAUUAGCCCCCGGAGGAGAAGAUGUUACGACGGAAGCUUGCCCAAGCGGCUGAAGAAAAGGGAGCGAAAAGUGCUGCUUGACGGCAGCGGCAGCAGCAGCGGAGAAGUCUGCCACAGGUUGUACCCCCGCGUGUCCUGCUGUCCCACCAGGAGAGCCGCCUACCAGAUCCUGCACCGCAGGGACGCCAGGAUUUUCUCCACCAACAACACCGAAUGUGGACGUCUCCUGGAGGAGAUCAAGUGUGCUCGCUGCUCCCCCAAUGCCCAGGUGUUGUUCCACUCCUUGGACAUGGAUAAGACGCCACACAGGGAGCCAGACCUGCCGCGGCUCUGCCAGGACUUCUGCCGCGAGUUCUACUACACCUGCAGGGGGCACAUACCAGAACUGUUCCAAGCCGAUGUGGAUGAGUUCUGCCAAUACUAUGGGAGGAGAGAUGCCAGUCUGUGCUUUCCAGAUUUUCAACGAAAGCAACCACAAGGGCAAGACUCCAACUACUUGGGAGAUGAGAAAAUGGAAGAUAUCAGCAGGAAACACAAACACAACUGCUACUGUGCCCAGGAGGUGUUGAGUGGUCUGAGGCAGCCGGUGGCCGUGGUGCACUGCGGGGAUGGAUCCCAGCGGCUCUUUGUCCUGGAGAGGGAGGGGAUUGUCAGGAUACUCAACCAUGAUCUCGAGCUAAUCAAGGAGCCCUUCCUGGACAUCCACAAGCUGGUGCAGAGCGGCCUGAAGGGUAGAGAUGAAAGGGGCCUGCUAAGCCUGGUAUUCCACCCCAAUUACAAGAAGAAUGGCAAGCUCUACGUCUCCUACACCACCAACCAAGAGCGCUGGGCCAUCGGACCACACGACCACAUUCUCCGUGUGGUUGAGUACACCGUCUCAAGGAAAAACCCGAACCAGGUGGACACCCGGACCGUGCGGGUGCUGAUGGAAGUGGCAGAGCUGCACAGGAAGCACCUGGGCGGUCAACUUCUGUUCAGCCCUGACGGCCUGUUGCACAUCAUCCUGGGAGAUGGCAUGAUCACCCUGGAUGACAUGGAGGAGAUGGAUGGACUCAGUGAUUUCACAGGGUCCGUCCUGAGGGUCGAUGUGGACACAGACUGCUGCAUGUCACCUUACUCCAUACCGCGGAACAACCCUUACUUCAACAGCACCAAUCAGCCACCUGAAAUCUUUGCCCAUGGAUUACAUGAUCCAGGCAGGUGUGCAGUGGAUCGGCUUCAGUCUGACAAUGGGAGUUUCUUGAUCCUCUGUACAGAUGCCAGCGGCAAAAACGCAUCAGCAGGAAGGAUACUGGAGAUUACUAAGGGUAAAGAUUAUGAAAAUGAGCCUUCCGUCUAUGACCUGCAGUCCAGUGGAGGAGCACCACCUGUGGGGGGCUUCAUCUACAGGGGCUGCCAAUCUAGAAGACUCUAUGGGAGUUAUGUGUUUGGGGAUAAAAAUGGUAACCUGCGGAUCCUGCAGAAGUCGACACCGUCAGCGUCAGCUGGUGGUGAGCAGUGGCUGGAGAAAGCUCUGUGUCUGGGCUCGGCUGGCUCCUGUGGAUCUAUGCUUGUUGGGCACAUCUUGGGUUUUGGAGAGGAUGAACUAGGUGAAGUCUACAUACUGGCAAGCAGUAAAAGCAUGGCGCAGUCUCACAGUGGGAAACUCUACAAGCUGGUAGACCCCAAAAGGCCUCAUGCCCCUAAGGAGUGCCAGCGUCAGGUGGAGCCUCCAGAGCUGCUGAUGACAGCUUGUUCCAGACACUGUAAGAACGGACACUGCACUCCGACCGGCAAGUGCUGCUGCAGCCCCGGCUGGGAGGGGCCCUUCUGCAGAGUCGCCAAAUGUGAACCAGCCUGCUGCAACGGAGGAGUGUGCAUGGAGCCCAACAAGUGCCUGUGUAAGAGCGGCUACUCUGGGGCCCAGUGCGAGAAGAGCGAGCGGGGUAUGCCCAACGACCAGGAGAAAGACGGCAUACUGGACCACAUCAUCGACAUGACCUCGUACCUCCUAGACCUGACCAGCUAUAUCGUAUAGGGGUGCGCAGAGGGGGGCUGCUCCCCGCUGUCAUCCUCAAGUUGACACAAGUCUACCUACCACCACCAGCAGACUCUAACGAGGUGUCCUUAAUAUGGCCUCCCGAUCUCCCUCACACCCACACAGGCAUGCACACACACACACACAAAGAUACCCACAGGACCCCCGUCAGACUGCUUUUCAUCCUCAUCACCAAACUCUUCCUCUUUCGCCUAUAAGCUACUUGCUCUUGAGCACCAGGCCUGGCAUCCAAGCCGUGUUCACUGACCUGCAGACAGCCGCGAGAUGAUUGACAAGCAUGGCCAAGUCAUGGAAGUUCCACUAAGACGUUUCCUCUGUCGUUCAGAAAACACUCGCACACGGCUGACUCCACAUGAACAGGAGCUCCACAGGAACAGACCAUGUUAACUCAAGACUUUGGAUCUCUUCAGGGGUUAUCUGUCGCCUUACGCAAGACCCCUCAAAAAAUGGAGUUUGAGGCAUUUCACUGGCGACAGUUGAUUGUUCAGGGGUUGUUUUUUUU
Messenger RNA from Chelmon rostratus (copperband butterflyfish), 3020 nucleotides. It is a transcript of the gene hhip, whose product is annotated as hedgehog interacting protein. Bases 395 to 2497 code for a protein of 700 amino acids. The record is from RefSeq and is a predicted model, not a curated record. Lineage: Eukaryota; Metazoa; Chordata; Actinopteri; Chaetodontiformes; Chaetodontidae. The transcript is spliced from 13 exons.